AUGGCGCGCAACGGAGACUCGACGCUGCAUUUGCCGCGCAUCCUCUGUUUGCACGGCGGCGGCACCAACGCCCGCAUAUUUAGGUUGCAAUGCCGCGUCAUGUCGAGGAUGCUGGAACCCUACUUCCGGCUUGUCUACGCGGAGGCGCCUUACGAGUCCUCCGCCGGCCCGGACGUCCUGUCCGUCUAUGCCGAGCACGGCCCCUUCAAGCGCUGGUUGCGCUGGCUCCCGGAUCAGCCCGAAGUCGAGGACGACGCCGCUAUCGGGGAGAUCGAUGCCCAGCUUAAAAGUGCUAUGGAAGAGGACGAUCGCCAGGGCGCUACGGGGUUGUGGGUCGGCCUGCUCGGGUUUAGUCAGGGCGCUAAGUUAGCGGCGAGCCUACUAUUCAGACAGCAAAUUCGAGCGGCGAAAUUGGGGACCGCGGUGGCAGGCUCGGAUUGGAAAUUCGCGGUGCUUAUGGCUGGGCGGGCGCCCAUUGUGAAUUUGGCACCUGACGUGUUUAGGUCGUCCAUGCUGCAUCACCCGUCGCAAAUCGGGCUCAUAGGCAGUCCAGAUCUGAUGGAGAUAAUGAAAGGGGAACACAUCUUGAACCUUCCGACUAUCCACGUGCACGGUUUAAGCGACCCGGGCUUGCAUCUACAUCGCGAACUGUACGAGGAAUACUGCGACCCGGCGAGUACGAGGUUGGUUGAGUGGAACGGAAAUCAUAGGGUACCGCUUAAGGGAACAGACGUGACCCCGGUAAUAGACGAGAUUUUAGAUGUUGCAAGGGAAGCUGGGGUGUUGAAGGGCUGA
Annulohypoxylon maeteangense is the source of this 795-nucleotide messenger RNA. Its product is annotated as serine hydrolase FSH. The transcript has a single exon. Gene Ontology annotation, cellular component: nucleus; cytoplasm. Bases 1 to 795 code for a protein of 264 amino acids. NCBI's taxonomy places the organism in Eukaryota, Fungi, Ascomycota, Sordariomycetes, Xylariales, Hypoxylaceae. The record is from RefSeq and is a predicted model, not a curated record. Gene Ontology annotation, biological process: secondary metabolite biosynthetic process.